GUGACAGACGUUGUUUGUAAUUCGUUUUAAGCAACUUUUUCAUUGUUCUUAAAAAAGCAAUUAUGGAUCCAGCACUGCUUAGGGAACGCGAGGCUUUUAUGAAAAGAGCUGCUGCGACUCCGAGCAUUGAGAAGAAAAAAAAAGAGCCAGAAAAGGAAACUGUUCAAAAUGAUCAGAAAAAGAAGUCCAAGCCAUCGUCUGUGUCAUCUGGUCCAAAACUUGAUAUGUAUUCAUACAAAACAUCUAGUGGUAGUUCCCAAGUUAGAUUUAGUAUAUUGACAAAAAUUGUGCAGCACAUGAAGGCGAGGUAUCAAGAAGGUGAGGAUCACCCGUUGACACUCGAAGAAAUUCUUGACGAAACAAAUCAACUUGACGUUGGAGUAAGGGCAAAACAGUGGCUUCAAGGAGAAUCUCUGACACAAAAUCCUAAAAUUGAAGUGACACCAGAUGGAAAAUACAGUUUUAAAUCAAAGUACAAAUUGAAAGAUAAAAAGUCACUUUUGAGAUUAUUAAAACAGCACGAUCUCAGAGGAAUGGGUGGUAUCUUGUUAGAAGAUAUCCAGGAAAGCCUUCCACAUUCUGAAAAACAUUUAAAGAAUCUUCAGAACGAGCUUCUAUACAUUACGCGAUCACAGGACAAAAAGAAAAUAGUCUUCUACAAUGACAAAACCGCUCACUUUCCCGUUGACGAGGAAUUCCAGAAGCUUUGGCGUGCAGUGACUGUGGAAGCCAUGGACGACGCCAAAAUCGAGGAGCAUCUGGAGAAACAAGGCAUCCGAUCGAUGCAGGACCACGGACUGAAAAAGGUCGCGGCUAUCAAGAGAAAAAAGCCGAAUAGCAGCAAAAGGAAACAAUUCAAAAAACCGAGGGAUAACGAGCACUUGGCUGAUGUUCUGGAGACGUACGACGAGAACAAGUAGACAGUUUGUCCAUCAGGGUUGCGUUGUUUACAUAUGCGUGUAUAAAAAAAAAAAAAUUGAACUAAUGUUCGUUAAAUCUAGAAAAACAAUCUUAAUAAA
This is a messenger RNA of Copidosoma floridanum, 1019 nucleotides long. It is a transcript of the gene TfIIEbeta, whose product is annotated as transcription factor IIEbeta. The record is from RefSeq and is a predicted model, not a curated record. Gene Ontology annotation, molecular function: TFIIH-class transcription factor complex binding. Lineage: Eukaryota; Metazoa; Arthropoda; Insecta; Hymenoptera; Encyrtidae. Gene Ontology annotation, cellular component: transcription factor TFIIE complex. Gene Ontology annotation, biological process: transcription initiation at RNA polymerase II promoter.